AUCCUCACUGACGCCCUUGCUCUCGCCCCCCACAGCUCCGCACGUGCUUCUUCAAGUGCUGCGCACCGGGCCAGGUCCUGUUCUGGUCCAAGGACAUGGCGCGCAAGGAGUGCGUCAACAGGACGUCCUGGAGGGACGAGGUGCCGGCCGGCGUGUUCGACAUCGCACUGCCGGAGUUCCUCCUCGACCUGUACAGCGAGGGCGACCUGACCGAGGCCACGCAGAGGGCCGUGCCCGUCCCCGCGCACUGGAGGGUCAUGGUCUCGGAGCGACACCGCCAGAACAAGAACGGCAUGUUUAAGCUCAAUUCCAACCAGGAUCCGGACGACUUCUUCUACCUGCUGGAGAAGAACGCCUCCCUUCUCGUACCCAAGUACACUAUGUCCAUCUUCGCGCCGGGGACGUUCUGCCUGGACCUGUUCGUGGUGAUGCGCAACACCAGCGACGGCGAGGUGUCCGUCAGCACCGAGCUGUCCGCGCUGGUGCCCUUCAUGGACGUGGAGGGCGAGGUAGCCGUGUCCGCCAUCGUCGGCAUCCUGUACCCCAUCGGCCUCCUCAUCUCCAUCCCGUUCCUGGUGGCCACGUUCGCCGUGUACUGCACCUACAGCGAGCUCCGCAACCUGCCGGGCAAGAGCCUCAUGUGCUACGUGGCCUCCAUGAUCGCGGGCUACCUACUCCUGUCACUGGUUCAGCUCAACUUGGACGUCGACAACAUGACCUGCCUCGUCCUCGGUAAGUCCGAAUUUGCUCACGAACUUGCCCCAUUCUCCCGCUCUCCCCUCUGCUAAAAGAGGGUAGCAUUAUCAGUACUGGCCAGGUCGAGUGUCAAUCAUCCGUAAUGGUGACCGGCUCGACCUUGAGGCCGGGGGCGCGACGCGGCCU
This is a messenger RNA of Frankliniella occidentalis (western flower thrips), 882 nucleotides long. RefSeq lists its product as uncharacterized. NCBI's taxonomy places the organism in Eukaryota, Metazoa, Arthropoda, Insecta, Thysanoptera, Thripidae. The record is from RefSeq and is a predicted model, not a curated record. Bases 96 to 788 code for a protein of 230 amino acids. The transcript has 2 exons.